Sardina pilchardus (European sardine) is the source of this 2002-nucleotide messenger RNA. It is a transcript of the gene tm6sf2a, whose product is annotated as transmembrane 6 superfamily member 2a. The transcript is spliced from 10 exons. The record is from RefSeq and is a predicted model, not a curated record. Lineage: Eukaryota; Metazoa; Chordata; Actinopteri; Clupeiformes; Clupeidae. Gene Ontology annotation, cellular component: endoplasmic reticulum membrane; endoplasmic reticulum-Golgi intermediate compartment membrane. Gene Ontology annotation, biological process: lipid homeostasis; regulation of lipid metabolic process. Bases 194 to 1330 code for a protein of 378 amino acids.
CACACCACGAGGACUACCUUUAAUAUAGCGCGCAAUAGGCUAGAGUAGGCAGCUGUGAGUGGCAGAAAUAUAAAACAUACAGUAGCCUCGUAGGUGAAGGGAACGCUUGAGCUGCCGUCUGCACUGCAAGGAGUUUAACAUAAAGGAGGAGUAUUACUUUCAGAAUCUGUUUGCGUGAAUUUACAGCGAAAACAUGGAGAUAAGUCUGCCUCAGGAGGUUGGAGUUUUUAUCUUGUCCUUGACUGCACCCGUUCUGCUGUGCGGAAUGAACAACGUUCCUGCGAUUCAAGAACCUGCGCUGAUCCUGGCGAUGGGAGCCGUGGUCCUGCUGUCUGUCUCUCUUGUGGUCUACCUGCCCAUGCGACACAAAAAGGCUGUGGACCCACUUUAUUACGUGUUUGCAGUGCUCUCAUUCACCUGCAUGGUUGGACUAACAAAUGCACUGGAGCAGGAUGGACUCAUCAAGGGUUUCAUGGCAUUCUACCUCAAGAAGGGGGAGCCGUAUCUCUCCACAUCGUAUGCCAUCAUGAUGUGUUACUGGGAUGGCAUUGUGCACUUCAUCCUCCAGCUGCUGAUGCUGCGACGCCUGAGCCAAGGGACGUCGUUCCGCAGCCUCGGCCUGUUCUGGGCUGGCUCUUCUAUUGCCAAUCAGAUCGUGUUCAUCCCAGGCAUUGUCAUUGGUAAAUAUGGCAGCGGUAUUCUUCCUGCUUUCUGGCGCAACAUCCCUUUCCUGCUGCUGCCGAUCUGCGCUGCUGUGGCGCUCCUGCGUCGGCCCAGAGAGAUGCCAGUCAUCCCUGCAGAUGAGGUGGCAGCUCAGCAGAAGAAGAGUGUGUUGACUCGGCCCGUUGACCUGCUGCUGUCCCUGAUGCUGCUGGGAGGGAUGGCCUUCACUCUGCUCAGGGCUUUUGUGGUUAUGGACUGUCGACUGGACAUGUGCUUCACCUUCAUCUACCAGUAUGAGCCCUACCUGAAGGACAAUGUGGCCUUCCCCAAAGUCAUGAUGCUGGCGUUCCUGUUCUACGGCCUGCCCCUCAUGGCUGCGUGCCUGUACGGCCUGAACGCUCCUGGAAACGGCUGGAUGCUGGACUGGACCCUCCUCUUUGCUGGAGCCAUGACCCAGGCUCAGUGGUGCCAUAUUGGGGCUUCUCUGCACUCCCGCACCCCCUUCACCUACCGGAUCCCCGCGGACGCCUGGCGCGUGGUGGUGGGGCUCAAUGCGGCGUACAUAGUGGUGCCUCUCCUCCUCGCCCUGCGCUGUGCCCUCCUGCCUGCCUACUUCAUGCCCGUCGUGCCCAAAGGCCAAGCCGACAAGGAGAAGAAGAGGAAGUAGACGUCCAGAAUUGGACACACACAACAGGAAACGUCCGAAAGAGAGUGUCUAUGAGUAGAGAGUGUGUGUGUGUGUGUGUGUGUGUGUGUGCGUGUGUGUGUGUGUGUGCACAUGUGUGUGUAUGUGCUGUGGUUUUGGCUGAAGGCUUCCUGCGGUGUUUACUGUUGAAGUCUGAGUUGACUUGAUCCCAAGGGAGAUGCUGUGUGUUGCAUGGACUACUGGACCCACACCAACCGCUCCCUCUCAGACCAAGUUGGUUUAUCUCACUCCGCGCUUGACUCAUGCAAGGAAUGUCACAUUACAGCAGUCCGUAUCUCUUUGGACUCUCACCUCCUCUUCAGUCACUCAUGAGUAAUGAUUUGGAUUCUCUUUUUUUCUGUCCUGCGACACGCCCCGGUGUGACACCAAGGAGCAGUUUGCAUCACUGGCCCCCAUUGCUGCAUCAGCGAAGAUAACGAGGACUGAUAAUGGAGGACGUUUCUCAAGAGCUCCACGGCUCACGGAGAGGAGAGCCUUGCAUAUAAUCCCAGGUGUAGGUGCUCAGCUAAGGCCAAAGGGCCGGGGUGAAUCGUGUCCUUUCUGGUUCUUGAGACCGUUUGUUGUUGGUGGUGUUGUUAUUGUUGGAUUUGUUCUUUUUAGUCAGCAUUAAAAUGUAAUCCAGUUUUCACACAA